Musa acuminata subsp. malaccensis (wild Malaysian banana) is the source of this 553-nucleotide messenger RNA. Its product is annotated as defensin-like protein. The record is from RefSeq and is a predicted model, not a curated record. Lineage: Eukaryota; Viridiplantae; Streptophyta; Magnoliopsida; Zingiberales; Musaceae. Gene Ontology annotation, biological process: defense response.
UGGCAUCCUACUGCCUCUCUAUUGUCAUAAGCAAACCCAGAGGCCACAGAGGAGGAAGACGAUGGGAUUCACCAAGAAAGCUUCAGUGCUCCUCCUUCUCCUCCUCUCCCUUCUCCUAAUUGCUUCUGAGGAAAUGGUAGCGGUGGAAGGCAGGACGUGCGAGUCGGCGAGCACCAGGUUCAAGGGGACGUGCGUGAGGAGCAGCAACUGCGCCAGCGUCUGCCAGGGCGAGGGCUUCCCCGACGGCAAGUGCGAGGGCGUCCGUCGCCGGUGCAUGUGCAGGAAGCCCUGCUGAAGAAGCCCCUCCACCUGUUUCUCAUCACCGUCGUUACUACGUUGGCGUGCAUCUUACCAUGACCUUCCUGGUUUCUCCUUUGUUUUCUUGACCUACUACUUGCAGGAGACUACGUUUGGAGUAGCCAAUAAGAGGAGUGUCAACACUGCGUUGUGCUCUAUGUUUGUGUCUGUGGAUCGAUUUGUGUUGUUGCUUCUUUUGGGUGAAUCGUAGUGGUAUAAAAAUCUCUUUUCAGUAAAGCUAAUUUUUCCUCCAUCA